Messenger RNA from Seminavis robusta, 3841 nucleotides. Lineage: Eukaryota; Bacillariophyta; Bacillariophyceae; Naviculales; Naviculaceae. The record is from the annotation of a GenBank genome assembly.
GUGUUCCGAGCUUGGACUGACGUUGAAGGAUGUCAACCAUCGGCCAUGGUGAAAGAUCGGCACAGCCGGAAGCCCAGAGCAAUGAUCGACAGCCGUCCAUGACGCUCUUGGAUCAUUGAUUACUAGUACACUUGAAACCUACACCACACACCCCGUGCUGCUAGCUAAGUUGCCCAACAUAUCUAUUGAUCCAUCCAUCACAAACCCAAGCCAGAAGAGACAAGAAAAAUGAAAUUGUUGGGACACAUCCUUGCCAUGGCCACUCUGAUUGCACGAAGAACCGUGGCAUUUGCACCUCUACGACGAGGUUUACGCACCGCUUCCUCUCUGCGUUCGAGUACAGAAGAAGAGUACGAUUUGGUAGUGAUUGGAGGUGGAUCCGGAGGAGUCCGAGCUUCCCGUAUUUCGGCUGGUUAUGGCAAGAAGGUGGCCAUUUUGGAACCACAGCUGAACCAUGGAGCUCCCAAUUAUUCUGCCAUUGGAGGAACGUGUGUCAAUGUCGGCUGCGUCCCUAAAAAACUCAUGGUCUUUGCCAGUCGGUAUCCAGGCAUGAUUGCCGAAUCCAGUGGAUAUGGUUGGGAAAAUGCCAGUCCUGGUCAAUUCAAAUGGAAGACCUUUAUGGAAUACAAGGAUGCCGAAAUCACUCGACUCAACAAUGUCUAUCAAAAGUUUGUACUGGGAAAUGCCGGUGUGGAAAUUAUCGAAGGAAAGGGUAGUUUGGAAGGGACCAAUACCGUGCAUGUCCAUGCUCCCGAUGGAUCUGUAACGCGCACACUGCACACCAAAAACACCAUUAUUGCCGUGGGAGGGUGGCCCAACAAACCCAGUAUCCCCGGUAUUGAACAUGCCAUUACAUCCAAUGAAAUCUUUUAUUUGAAAGAACAACCCAAACGCAUCGUUUGUGUGGGAGGUGGCUUUAUUGCCUUGGAAUUUGCGCAAAUCAUGGAUGGUCUAGGGAGUGAUGUGACCCUCAUGUACCGUGGGGAAUUGUUUUUGCGAGGGUUUGAUCAGGAUAUGCGAGAAUUGCUGCGAGAUGAAAUGACGGAAAACUCCAAUAUUGAUCUGCAGUUCAACACCAACCCGGCUGAAAUCAUCAAGAAUGCCGAUGGAUCCCUGACCGUCGUGACGGAAGAUGGCAAACGGGUUGAAACCGAUGCCAUCUUGAUGGCAACCGGUCGCAAUGGAAACAUUGAUGGCCUGAAUCUGGAAUCCGCUGGUGUCCAAACAGAUGGAUCGUUUAUUCCUGUCAAUGAGUAUUCUCGAACCAACGUAGACAACAUUUACGCCGUGGGCGAUGUCACGGACCGGAUUGCAUUGACACCGGUUGCUUUGAUGGAAGGACACCGACUCGCGGAUACCCUCUUUGGUGGCAUGGAUCGACCCGUGGAUCAUGAGUUUGUCGCCUCGACCGUCUUUACCACACCCGAGAUUGCCACCAUUGGAUACACGGAAGAACAAGCCGCUGAAAAAUUCAAGGAUAUCACCGUUUACAAGACCAAGUUCCGACCCAUGGCGCAUAGCUUUCCCAAAUCGGAAACGUACACCUUAUUCAAGAUUAUCGUGGAUACCAAGACUGAUAAGGUAGUGGGAGUUCACUUGGCCACCGAUUCAGCAGGUGAAGUCAUGCAAGGUGUGGCGGUAGCCGUCAAGAUGGGUGCCACCAAGGCCGACUUUGAUGUCACCAUUGGAAUUCACCCGACAUCGGCGGAAGAGUUGGUCACCAUGCGAUCUCCAUCGUACCAUUAUGUGGACGGGAAGAAAGUGGAGUAAGCAACCGGUAGGCUACAGCAAAGGUGAUGUCUAUAAUAACUAACUGGCUAAGCGUGUGCAAAGUGCGGAAAUGCCCAUGUAGCCAGUCAGCCAGCUAGCUAGACCAGAUGGAUUGUAGCCAACUAGACUAGACUGGCUGGAUGGAUGGAUUGUCGAACUGGCUAGUAGGCAGGGUAGUUGGAUAAGAUUGAUUCGAUUCUAUCAUUGGUUAUGCUGUUACAUGUAAAGACCCCCCGGGAUUCAAUUCCUUUUGUUCCCCCCUUAGGCCACACGAGCAAUAGCUCCCUUGGACUUGGGUUUGAAUCCCUUGACAAAUGUCUUUACAAAAUCGAAGGACUUGUUCCGUGAAACCUUCUUCUUCUUCUUUUGAGCUUGCUGUUGUUCGGCAGCCACUUGUUCCUUGCUCUUGGUCCGAAUGAGUUUGACUCCAUCCCGUUCGUAGAUUUGUCGAGCAAUCUUGGCAUCCUGUUUUCCCCGGCGCAAGCAUUCCACGCGGUUUCCCUUGCUGUGCGAUGCAGAGAACUUGCGGAGUGUUUCGUCGGCAUCUUCUCCGUCUUCUGACCAAUCUUGCAAGUCGUAGAAGCGAGCGAGGACUUCUUGGACAAACUCAAAGAUGCGUUCUUCAUUGGCAUCGAACCCUCCUUCGCUCAAAUGAUCUUCCAGACCCCGCAAGGAAAAAUCUCGUGGCAAUGGGAUAUCCUUCUUGACGCGGCGAACGGCAAAACUGAUUUCCUGUUGCAUCAUGUGAAACUCCUGAGCCGAGUAAAAGUAGUUGUCGGGAAGAGGAAGGGCGUUGCCCAGCACUUGAGGAGCCUGUUGGAAGCGGACUCGCUUGGCGGUUUGUUUGCUAGUGGUGGAGUGGUUGCUCAUGAUAAUUGAUUGAUUGAUUGAUUGAUUAUUGUUUGCUUGGAUUGUGGUUGUUGGCUUGUGAUUGUGAGAAGUUGAUUUUGUGAGCUUCUGUGGGAGCGGAAACCUGUCUUUCAGACUCGAUCAUUAAAUUUUAUUUGCCCUGUUCGUCGCGGUACCAGUGUAACAACAUACAGCUCGUACGGCCCUUGAUUGAACAUUGCAUACGAAAAUAAUGGUCAUUUUCACCAGUAUUCAGAGGCUAAAGCGUCGACCGGUCACAGAAGGGGCACUCACAAGUAGCAACCGGUUUUGUUUUGUUUCCAUUAUGAAUGCAGUUUGGCCUGUGCAGCUUCUGAGCAUAAGUCCAAAAAUGACAUUGGCACUUGAAAAACGUGAUCGAGUUUACUUCCAGGUUCCAGCGUCACCUUUCAUCCCGGCGGUGCAGCUCAAGGGUUUAAGCUCCGCUGUGAGGGAGACAUGAAGGAACCGAACCUGGCGUGUUACACAUUUAACAGAAGUGCUUGCAACCAUAUGUCUUUGGUUUCUAUGACCUGAAUCAUGCUCCCUUAAACAGCUAGUUCGCUAAAGUGGAAGAUUGUAAGAUUGUGGGUCUCAAGGAGCACCGGACUUUAUUCAAUAUUCCCGCAGGCAUCGCUCCCCCUUCAAGGACCCAGGCAUUUUCAAGGAUUCUGGCUUUAGGCUUUAAGAGCCGGUGAUUCAGAGGCUUACCUGGCACCCACAAAGAGUUAGCAACUGGCAACCGCGAAGAUUUCUGUUUCAGGUUCAGGAUUCAGUUCAGGGUGCAGGGCUUUAGGCUGUUAUGGGAUAUGGAGCUGCGAGAUGCGAGAUGCGAGAAGGUGGGUUCGGGGUUCGGGGCAUUCGGGGCACCAAAGAAGCAGAAGAGCUGGCAUCUUUAAGCAAAGAUGCCAGAUGCCCGGAAGCCUCUCCCGACUCUCCAGCAGCGCCGCAAAGCUAAAAAAAAAUGCUCGGGUUGACUAGCUAGAGUUGACAAAAGACGCAGCGCAGAACCCAUAGGUCCACAGCAAAAUGAGUGGAAGGAAGCGAUAGAGCCUGUACUCUUUAAAGGCGCAUCAGAAAACGGGCUCUGGUAUUGACUACAACGGAACGACGAAAAAAAAAAGGAGGAGGGGGGGUGGAGUCCCGGAUUCCAUUCGUGGGACAUCCCAAGACUUAGACAUCAUAAGUUCUUUAAUUACCGAAA